Vicugna pacos (alpaca) is the source of this 6868-nucleotide messenger RNA. The record is from RefSeq and is a predicted model, not a curated record. NCBI's taxonomy places the organism in Eukaryota, Metazoa, Chordata, Mammalia, Artiodactyla, Camelidae.
CCGGGGCCAGCCUCGCCAGAGCCCUGCCAACCGCCGUGAGUCAUUUCCUUGGAAUCCUACCUUUGGUGUUUAUUUCCCUUAGAAGGAAACUUGGUUAAAAAAAAAAGAAAAGAAAGAAUAAUCAUAGCUCUUAUUCUUCAGGAGAGGCGCACGGCUCCGGCACCGUGGAAAGACAACUUGCCUUUGUUCCCAGACACUUGGGGUGUUGUUUACUUUAUCCUGCGGCUGCGGGCCGGCAGGGCUCUGCCCGUUUCCCCCUAGAGGGACUCAGCACCGACCCCCCGGGGUGGGGUCUGGGUGGGAACCCGGACACGGUGGCUGCUGCCCGCCUGCAAGGGGUCGGUCUCCAAACCUGGGACCCCAGUCUUGGGCCUGGGAUGAGGACACCUGGCGCUCGGGCUCGGACGCCCGAACACCUCCCCCACCCCCUCUCCGGUUCAGCAUCCGCAUUCCCAGCCCCAGUACCCGACCUAAAGCUCUUGGCCUUUUGGAGCUGCAGCCGAGAAACGUAUUUCCCAGGGCAGACAGGUGUACUGCAGGGACUGGUAGAAAAGCAGCAUCUGUCUAUUUAGAAAGGUUGAGGAAUUUUAUUCCUCCCACCCAGCUGCUUCCACCACCACCAUGAGCUGUUGAGACCUUAUUAGGGACAGUGUCAGGUCAAGGGCUUGAUUCCACCUGGGCAGGACAUCCAAGACCAGUAGCAUCAAAGGUGUAUUGAAAAUAUCAGCCCUUUACUUCCCUGCUUUUCGGUAUUAGAAUCAGACCUCUAAUUGCUAUAAUGCUCUUAAUAAAAUGUUUUCCAAUGGUAGAUGAGGGGAGGGGUGAGCAGAGAAUGACCAGGACCCCCUGUUAGAUAAGAAGUACCACUGAAUCUGCAGCUACCCUGUUCUGUGUGCCAGCCACUCCUAUUAGCAUCAUAAUGGCUCAAAAGGAAAGAAGCAGCCCAAAUCAUCUAGAAAAACCAAAUUGUAUAGAAAUGCCUAGUGACUCUACUGUGAACAUUGGCUGGAAAGGUUGACAUUUUAGCCCUUGGCCUCCCAGGAAUGGUUGAGGUGUCAUCCUACUACAUUCCCUUGGCUUACAAAACAGUCCUGCAGGAGCCUGAGGAUAAAAGGAUAGGGCCUUUUUAUUUUUUAGAUUUUAAACCCUUGUGUAGACAGAACAUACUUUAACACCCUUCUUUUGAAUCCACUCACCUCUGACAUGAAAAAAAAAAUUUGCCAUACAUAUAUACCUUUGUGACUCUAUCUAGUACUAACAGCACAUAAAUUUGUGGACUUCAACUUCUGAACUCAGUAGCAGAAUUAUAAUAUAAAUCUCAUCCUACUGAGAAAAAAAUGAUAGUUUGUAUGUGUAUGCAUAAUACAAAUAAAGAAUCAUGUGAAACAUUGGUGCUUAGCGCCGCAUAGUCAAUUCUUCAUGAACAUUAAACUUCCCUUCUUAAUUUGUUAACGUCCCAGUAUACGUUCUAAAUAGACUAGGAAGACUCAAAUUGCAAAAUCUCCUCCCCGGUCCCAAAUAAUCCCAACUCGUUUAUAUUUUAUUCAGACUUACAUGAAUCACUUGUGGAACUCAGCCUUACAAAACUCAACCUCUCCAGUUUUGGAUUUUGUGUGUAAAGGUUCCCAGUUCAAAAAAAGAAAAACUUACUGAAACUACAUAUCAUAAAGGAAAGAAAUAGCCAAGAUAAAAACUAUGAUGCCAUGCUUCAAGUUCAAAUGCAUAAUAGUAGAAUUUCAUGUUCCGGAAACAAUACUAGCAAAUGAAAACACUGAAAUCCUUAACAACCCAGAAACUACAACGAUACGUCAUUAAAAUAUAAACAAACUCUUAACAUAAAACAGUGCAAGGCCCAUAUAAUGUCCUGUUAAAUGAAGGUAAUUGCUGCUUGGGGCCUGCAAAUGCUUCAGUGUCUUAAGGAGUAUGGAUUUGUCAACCUGCUUUGGUUUAUUUGUAAUGCAAGUUCCAUGUAGGCAAAAAACUUGGAUCUUAUGCCCAGCAUCCAGCACAAAAGGGAGUGUAAAUUUCAAGCAAGAAAACGCUGUUGCAGUCAGUAAGACAGGGCUACUGGCUCUGAGAAAAAGAGGGUAUCAUUCGUACGCUCCAGGCAGUAGCACCUCCUGAUAAAGUUGUCUGUUAGAAUAGGUUAAGAAAUUGGACCAUUUCAUGAGAGUCUCCCAGUGAAUAAAUUAUCAUGAGGUUUGACACCUUGUUCGGAUGCUGAGUUGGAGGGGUGAAAGAAUGGCUUAGUUUGUGAAAUCAGUGUAGUCUAAAUUUCUUGAUUGAUGACCCAAAGAGCAAAGUAAAUGGCCUGUUCCACCAUUUCUUGUUAGAGAAUUAAUCGAACCUUUUUUUCUCUUGUAAUAAGGUUUUCUAAUAAGUCCUUGCUGCUGCCUCUUUGGGGGGCAUUUUUUUUGAAAGAAAGGGAGUAUGUGGUUUAACAGUCCAAAUCAGCUGGGUCCUAAUUCCAACCACUGACCUAGACUUGUCCCCUGUCUGUCAGAAGGCCUGGCUCCCUUCUUCAGUGAGGCUGGGACAGAAUUUUGGGUCUCGGAGAGAAGCCUGGUUGACGGAUGGAGUCAUUGCUGCCAUGAGCUGCUCUGUUAGCCAGAAGGACGUUGCCACUUAAUGAAGCUAUUUCCCCUUCCCCUGGUGUCUUUCCUCCUUUUACCCAGAAGUGGACCCUUGUUAUAACAUGUAGGUGAUAACAGUCUCCCACGAGACAAUAGUCAAUGCACCCUUUCCCCAAAACAUUACAAGCUGUAUAAUUUGGAUCAGAAAGCAAGAACUAGACCCUUAGUGUCUGUUUGAAAGACAAUCAAUCUUCAAGAAAGCAGGCCUGACAUCACUCUUUGUGACAGUUCUUGAAACAGCAAAGUGAGACAGCAGAGGUCUGGGUCUCGUAAAAGAACUGGCGGUUAAUAAGGCACCAAGGCAGCUUGGCUGUCACCACUGAUCUAUGGCCCCAGGAGAUCUUUUUGCUGUAGACCCUCUUCUUCCUGGCACUCACUCCUGAGCCUACCUUGAGCCCUACUUAGGACCAGGUGAAGACCCUGAGCCCCCACGGAAAUGGCCCCCACCACCGGAGGUGUGGAAGAGCCCAGGGUGCAUCUCUGAGCAGAAAGGCCCCCAGUCUCCCCGCAGGCUCCAGGAAAGGGCAGGAACUGGACAGAAGGGCCGUGGUGUGUUGCCUCCUGGAAAGUUUCUGCCUUGUGUCUGGGCUUUGCAGUGUACAGUUGUCGGCUGCCUCUGGCCCUGGAGCCCUGGCUCCUGUUUAAUAUUCUGCCUGCUCCGUGGAUGUUGUGCUUGGCUCCUGUGGGACUGCAACUCACGGCUUGAAACUGGAGCCAAUUUUCUGUCUUCAUCUCUCAGUGUUUUGACUGGAGGCAGAUCCAGUUCAGGCCGAUCAGGGCUGGUGGAAACAACUACCAAGUGUGUCUCUGUCUGCUCCGCUUUGGGGGAAGAAAGUGGCGGGAGCCCCAGAAUGUUGUAGAGGAGCCGGCCCUGCGGAAAGAGAGGAAGAGGGGGCAGCGGGCAGCGGAACAGACUGAACCUGAGAGCAUCAGUAGGGAUUACGGUGAAGAUUUCUGCCUCCCCCAUCCUUUUCUUUUGAUUGAUUAGCGGAUUUCAUCAAAGGAGACUCUCGGGGGAUUGACUAGAAAAUUGAUUUUGCCUUAUUAAUAGAAAGGAAGCAGCAAGGGUUUUGGCCUUGCCUCUUAGCGGUACAUUUUCUGCGGGGAAGGUCAGAAGGAAAAUGUGUUUAGGAGGCAAAGCAGCUGUCUGGAAGAGGGCUGAGGGGAAUCUGAGAACAAUAAGAAAUGGAGUUUUAAAGAUCCGCCCAUGUUCAGAUUGCUGAACACAGAGGCUGAGCUAAUAGCAGCAAGAGAGUUGGCUGAGGUUUUCUUUGAAAAAAUAAUAAAAUGUUUCAGGGUGAAGGGGAGGACCGAGAAGUGUAAGUUUCCCAAAGCAAAGCAAGGAAGAUGCCAAGGCCAUCCCCUGGCUGGCCCUUGAUUAGGGCUGUUUUCUUUUUUUUUUUUUUUUUUUCCAGAUCUGAGGCUGUCAGAGAUGACUCUGGUUCUGUCCAUGAAUAGAUUCUGCGAGCCCAUUGUCUCGGAAGGAGCUGCAGAAAUUGCCGGGUACCAGACACUAUGGGAGGCUGACAGCUAUGGAGGCCCGAGCCCCCCAGGGCCAGCACAGGCUCCUCUGCAGGGAGACCGGGGAGCUGGUCCCCCACUGCCAGGAGCACAUUACAGGGGAAUUUCAAAUCCUAUAACAACAUCCAAGAUCACAUACUUUAAGAGGAAGUAUGUGGAAGAAGAGGAUUUUCACCCACCACUCAGCAGCUGUAGCCAUAAAACCAUCUCAAUUUUUGAGGAACGAGCCCACAUCCUUUAUAUGUCCUUAGAAAAGCUAAAGUUUAUCGAUGAUCCUGAAGUGUACCUCCGAAGAUCUGUCCUUAUAAACAAUUUGAUGAAAAGGAUCCAUGGAGAAAUUAUCAUGCAGAAUAACUGGUGCUUUCCCGCCUGCUCUUUCAAUGGCCCCUCGGCCCAGGAGUGGUUCAUGGCUCAAGACUGUCCUUACCGAAAACGACCUCGGAUGGCCAAAGAGGAGUGUGAAAAGUUUCACGCCUGCUGCUUUUACCAAGAAUGUGGUGGUCACUACCUAAAUUUACCCCUUUCUGUCAAUGCUAAUGUCGGAAGUGCCUCCACCACGGCCUCCUCCUCCUCCUCCUCCUCUGCCUCCUCGUCCUCCUCUUCCUCUCCCCCUCUGCCUUUACCGAGUUGUUCCCACCAGGUGGAUUUCGAUGUAGGGAGUGCACCUAUUUACAAGGGUGAUGGCCAGAUACCUGCCAGUGAAAUCUUUGUCACUAAUGUCAGGUCACUUGGUGUUCAGGAAAAGGCCAAAUUAAAUGAUGAGAAAGCAAGUAAUGACAACAACAGGGAUGGUGGCCCCCUACGCCAUGAACCUGUGGGAAAUGACCUUGAUUUUGAGUGCAAAGGCCAAUUUUAUGAUUAUUUUGAGACUGAAUAUAAUGAAAAAAACAAUGUAAGUGAGUCUUGGAAAAAGUCCUUAAGGAAAAAGGAGCCUUCACCAAGUAACAAACUGUGCUGCAACAAAGGAAGUAAAAUAUGAGCCAUCUUCUCACCGAAACUUUGAAGCAUGCACAGCAUGAUCAAUUAGCUCCCAUAAAUUUUAUUUUGAAUGGAUUUUAUAGUUUUGUACAACUGAUAAAAUUAUGCCAUGAACAUGCCGUGUCGUUUUAAUGCCUGGAGAGCAGAUUGCAUAAAACAUCUGUAUAGUAGGCAUCAGCGAGCUACUUAUAAAUGUGGUGAUGUUACCAAGAAAACAGUUGACUUCAUGCUUAAAAGUAUAUGUUAGUUUUCUUACAGAAAAGAUCCGUAGAUUAGACUGGGGGCUGAUGUGCCCUUGUGAUAUUUCCACUACCCCCAAGGAGCCUGUCACUAGCGAAGAAACUUCCACAUGUUUGCCAAUUAAUUAGGUAGUUAUUUGGUAAGCAAAUCAAUAUAACCAGCAAAGGAGGUCUUGCUUCUUCUAUCUGAUACAGUAUUUUUUUCUGAAUAAAAGACUGAAGACAGGGAACUAGAUGAAAUGGCUUCAUGGUGCUGUUAAGUAUUUGGAUUUAUCAGUCAUGUGCGACAGAUGAAAGUAGGAUAGGACGGAAUGAAACACACCUAUCCAGGGGCAGCGACCAACAAUACGAGGGUAAUCCCUGCAAGUCCCUGGCUUGCCCGUGAUGGGUGAUGAGGCUUUUAGAGAGGUAUGAUACAGGGCGAUUUUUGGUGCCUUACUUUAUCUUAAUUUUUGCCAAUGUGAAAAUUAAGGAUAAAUCAGAGUACAGCAGGGAUUUAACAAACAGGAAAAAAAAACACAUAUACACACAGGGUGGACCUUCGAACAAUUGCGUUCAACUUUUGAUUCGACAUCUCUAUUCUUCCUUUAUUUUUGAUGCCCAGUUGCUUUUGGAUUUGGCAUUUUUGGAAAGGGAUGGAGGAAACGAUGGAGCUGUUAGAAACCAGCACUAGCUGCUCGAGCUUUUCUGUGGCAACGGUCUGUUGCUGGGGUUUGGGUUUUUUGGGUUUUGGGUUGUUUUGCUUUGUUUUCUUGUCCAAUGAAGUUCAUGAACCAGUGGCAUGCGUUAUACUUUAAUCUGUUUUGCAUUAUUCCACUCGUUUAGAUUAUAAAAGCAUGUGGUUUUUUAUAUAUGACUUUUGCUGUUGAUUAAGAAGCACAAUGUUAAUAAAUGAUGUGGUGAUCAAUAAGGUUUUAUCUUAAAGAAUGUAAAGAUUUUAGUUGGGGAAAGUUAUUUUGGAGAAAUGGGACUCGGUCGGCAAAAGCUACUGUGUAUUUGGUCAACAUUUUUCUCAAUCAUGUCUUUAAUUUGUACAUUUGAAAGAGUGUUCAGAGUGCCCCCUCUGACCAUCCUUCCUUCCACGCCAACCAGUUCCUCCUGCUAAACUGUAUUCCCAUUUCCAAGGUUACUCACUGACUCGGGCCUCCUUACACAAUUCUUCAUGGGAACCAAAUGCCAAACUGAGGAAAUAAGUAAGUCCUCCCAGUUUCUCCAAGAUAAAGCUUUUUUUUAUUAUUGCUAUUAAUAUUAAAUAUAGGUCUCAUUCAUACAGUGUAUGAGUAGGAUCAUCAUUUGGACAAUGUCCACAAGGACCAAUUUUUAAAACAUGUUCUUGUGUUAUGGCUAAAUAGUCUAGUAAUGUUUUGUCCUUUAUUUUCAAUAUUUGAUAAACAUUUGAUGUUGAAAACUUAGAUGAUAGAUGCCUGUAUAUGAUUGUGUUGUUGUAAUAAAGUGAGGUUUUUCUUGAUAUAUAUUUAUUAAAAUGAUGAAAAUUCA